Molecule: messenger RNA, 1014 nt
Organism: Octopus bimaculoides (California two-spot octopus)
Lineage: Eukaryota; Metazoa; Mollusca; Cephalopoda; Octopoda; Octopodidae
Product: prominin-1-A-like
Cellular component (GO): membrane
Source: RefSeq, a predicted model, not a curated record
AUUUCGACUUCAGAAAUGGAGAAUAUUGGAACAAAUGUUGGCGGUGGAUUACAAACCGAUAUUGAUGCUGCCACACACAUUAAGGAACAAUUUAGCAAUCUUCGUCUGUUUGAAAAAAAUAUGAGUAUUAUUCAAAACAUAAUUCACGAUGUAAAUUCUUCAGUGGUGUCUUUAGAAUCAGCCGUAAAAUCAUUGAAUACUAGUCUAUUCAAACUCCGAACUGAUAUUAAAAAGGAAUGUCCCAACUGUAUGAAUACGGAUACACUUCAAAUACACUUUGAUACAAAUGAUCUACCUGAUAUAACAAGCAAUAUAAAUGCAAUCGACUCUGUGGUUGCCAAGGGGCUUGGUAGUUUGAUAGAUCCGACAGAAAAGGCUUUUAAUGACAUUCCAGAAUUAGUCCAAAAUAAUUCACAGGCAACAUCUAAAGACAUAAAAAAUGUCAUCAAGAAGUUUCGGUCUACUAUCGGAAAGUAUAGAGAUGACACGUUGCAACUUAAAGCAACACUUAGUCAAUCAAUAAAUUCAACAUUGGAUCCUGGAGAACAUGGAUUAGAAAUAAGUUACGAAGUCAUCGACAAAUACUGGAUGGCAGUUAUUAUCCCUUUUGGGUGCCUUACUGUUCUCAUACCUUUCUUUCAAUUUCUUGGAAUAAUACUUGGUACAUGUGGAAAUGGAGACCAAGUGAAACCCACUGAAAGGAAUUCAUUAUCUAACUGUGGUGGAACUUGUUUGAUGUUGUCAGUUGGUUUUAUGUUUUUCUUUGGUUGGUUAUUUAUGGUAUUGACAACUAUCACCUACAUACCGGGUUCCGUACUCGAACGAUACGGCUGCGGUUUGAUACGAAAUAUUGACACAAAUUUAGAAAAGUUAAUGGAUGCGGCAUUUCCAGAUAAAAAAGUGUUUGGCGAUAUCGUGCCGCUAGAAUUAAACGUAUCAGCUUCUGAUCUCUACAGGUAAAUACACUUUACAUAGCUUUUAAAUCUUAGUUUAGCAAAAUUAAGUUAUGUAUUU